This is a messenger RNA of Uranotaenia lowii, 747 nucleotides long. RefSeq lists its product as uncharacterized. The coding region runs from base 1 to 747 and encodes 248 amino acids. The record is from RefSeq and is a predicted model, not a curated record. NCBI's taxonomy places the organism in Eukaryota, Metazoa, Arthropoda, Insecta, Diptera, Culicidae. The transcript has a single exon.
AUGGCGACGAACGCGACUCCCGCUGCUGCUGCUGCGGUUUCAGUCAAACUACCGGAAUUCUGGAAGAAUGAUCCAGAGAUGUGGUUUGCGCAAGCAGAGGCGCAGUUUGUCCUUGCUAAUGUCACAAAGGAUGAGACAAUAUUUUACCACAUUGUGGCGAAAGUGGACCAAACCGUUAUUUGUCACAUCUCUGACCUGGUAUCGAAUCCCCCGCAACAGGACAAGUACACAGCUGCUAAAGAGAGGUUGAUUGCUCGUUUCGCUCUUUCUCCUGAAGCCCGGCUGGAACGGCUACUCGGUUCCUUCGACCUCGGCGACAUGCGUCCCACACAUCUUUUGGCCAAGAUGCAGGAACUAGCCACCGGCCUCAAUGUAAAUGACAAUCUCCUGAAAAUGUUGUUCCUGCAGCGCAUGCCAUCGCAUGUUCGACCGGUUCUCGCGAUUAGUGAUGGCACGCUCUCAAAACUGGCGGAGAUGGGCGACAAAAUGGUCGAAUCACCUCAAUCGGCUGCGGUAACCUCUCCACCAGGGGUCAAUACACAAGUGGAGCAGUUGAAGGAGCAGCUGGAAGUCCUUAGUGCUGAAUUUCGACGUCUCAAGCACGGAUCUCCGAAUCGUUUAGGCCGUCCUCGUAGUCGAUCAACAUCACGCUCUGGGAGAGCAAGCGAUAUUUGUUGGUACCACCGGAAGUACGGCCAGCAGGCUCAGCGCUGCAAAGAACCGUGCAACUACUCUUCAAAAAACUAA